Molecule: messenger RNA, 614 nt
Organism: Gasterosteus aculeatus aculeatus (three-spined stickleback)
Lineage: Eukaryota; Metazoa; Chordata; Actinopteri; Perciformes; Gasterosteidae
Gene: crha
Product: corticotropin releasing hormone a
Cellular component (GO): extracellular region
Molecular function (GO): hormone activity
Source: RefSeq, a predicted model, not a curated record
AGACAACUGCACUGCGGGACAAUCAGCUCGUGUCCGUGGGCCUGAUGAAGAUGAAGGUGUUGUUGUGCUUGGUGGUCGCGCUCGGCGUCUCCCCCCCCGCUGACUGUCGACCAGCCGACUGCCCCGCCAGCUUCCACCGUCUCCUCCCCCGACCACUGCUGCUCCACCUGGGGGAGGAGCUGUCCCUGCGAGUGGGUGGAGGACCCCCCACCGCUGCCUCUCCAGGUCUCCUCCCCUCCUCUCCGGCAGUGAACAGGGUCCUGGAGGUGGAGGAAGGGGCCGGAGGGAUGGGCAGGAGGUCCGAAGAGGCUCCCAUCUCUCUGGAUCUGACCUUCCACCUGCUGAGAGGAGUUCUGGAGAUGGCCCGGGCCGAGCAGAUGGCCCAGCAGGCCGACAGCAACCGCAAGAUGAUGGACACCUUCGGAAAGUAGUCCACCGGUCUGAAGGUUGUGAUGGCUGACCGCUUCGCUCUCACCCAUCAGUUUCAUCCGCAUGUGUUACACACACAUCUACAUAUAAUGACUGUAAUGAACUGAGUAGAAUCUAAAGGAGGAUCUGAUACACUGACGGUGAACAUUUGAUAUCAUCAAUAAAACGUCCUGCGCUGCUUCAAA